GUUCUCUGUCAAUGACAUUUGGAAUGCCAGUAGGCGAUAAUGCAUCCGUUUCGGUUCUAUUAUAAGUCAACGUAUCUCGUUGCCUAUCAAAGGAAGCAGCAGCGACAACAGCAGCGGCUGCGGCUGCGGCAACAACAUCUGGGUCUGAUGAGAAGUUGAUAAAGACGGUGGUGAUAGAAAUAACGAUGGUAAACAAGUUGUGGUACCAAUGUUGUUAGUGGUAGAGUUUCCUCGAAGACGAUCAAACUCCAAAUUACCCGAAUGUUGUAUAGUGUUUGUCGAUGGGAAAUGAAAUGGUAAGGAACCCGAGUGUAAUCGUGGGUGAUAUGGAUAAGGACCGUAAGGACAAAUUGGUGGAUGAUAACUUAAGGCAGCACUGUUACGCUGUUUAAUGCUUAAAUGCAAAAGUUCCCCUUGCAAAAUCGAUUCGCCAAAUAAUCGGUGCGUUGGAUAUUUCCCACGAGAGACUCAUCGAAGGACAGUUAUUACCGACUGUAUAAAAUAUGACAAUGGUUUGCUUUUAAAAUUUUUAGAAGCACUUUGAAUAGUACAAAACGAAAAUUUAACGCUAUUUUUUAAAAGUUCUAGUCACAACAUGAAACAUAAAAAUCAUAUGUUUAUCAGGAUAUGUUGCAAAAUUUCUAUGCGUGCAAAAAUUUUCUUUUGUAUUGCCAAAUUUGCAUUCAGUAUUAAUACGAUCAAAUAAUAAACCUUUAAUAGUCUUUGUUAUUACAUUCUCUAACAUUCGUAAUAAACUUAUUGUUAAUUGUUAUUAUAUGUGUCUCUCGAUCAAUAUUAGAUAAGACUGUUUUGAACUAUAAUAAAAAACAUGAAUGGUAUUCUCUUCACUAUCACCGACCUUUUAAAAAUAAACGAGUUUCAAAUGGAACUAAUAUUCGUAGAGGGAUAUUUUAAAACCGUUGCAGCCGUGUUUUAAAGUCAAGCGAAUUAUAAAUAUGCUCACAUUAAAUUCAUUUCGAAUAUUAUGCAAGAUUGUAUAUUUUGCCUGCAAUAUGAACAUUUAACAAACGACACGUAGUCACAUGUGCAUUUUCCCACCUGAAGAAAGUCGACGACGAAUAGGGAAACUCGGCAACGAACGUUUACACGAACAAAAGGGGUGAUUCACCCUACCACUUUGUACUUGGGGAUUCUUCUUCCUCGCUAAAAGUAAUAAAAUAAAAUAAAAUAUUUCUAAUAGUAUAUUUUAAUAGAAUGCAUUUCAAUGAAACCUAAAAUAUUGAAGAAAUAUUAAUAAUUGAUAAAAAAAAUAUAAAUAUUUUAAUGUACAUAUAUACAAAUUUACUUUAGUAAUAAAUAUUAAAAUUUGAUCAAUAAAUAGUUAUGCUGUAGAUACUUUGAUGUUGAAAAUGAGUGUAAAUAAUAUUGAUAAUAUUAUCAAAAAUAUUUUGGUAAACAUUCUGUUACACAAUUGAAAUAUGUUGUCGGUUUACUAUUGACCAAACAAAUCGAAAUCGCAGGUUACCGUUUGUAAACAAUGAACAAAACUUAUUCCUUAUCAGUCCUCGAUGUCAGUUCUUCCUGGUUAAUCUAUCCCCAUUUUUGUUUUACCGUUAUUUGCGACAGUAACAAAAAUAUUUUGAGUAACGUGCCAUUAAAAUAAAUCACAGAAAUUUUUCAGAUUGAUACCUUGCCUUCAUGGAUUGAUAAGUUAAACAACAAAUAUCGAAGAUCUCGUUUCGGAAAAAAUAAAAUCUUGGAAAGUGUAAAAUGGUAGUGCAAAGAAUAGGAAAUAAUACAUCAAAGUCAAACACAAUUUGUGGAUCACCGUCUUGUAAUGCAAGAGAUAGAAAGGAAACGAAAUUCAAAGAUGUUUGCUCUAGUGGACCACAGAAUACUUGUAUUCGAACUGCGGAAUGUAAAUCUGGUCAACAUCGUUAUUCGUACAAUGGAAAAGAGUCGACCAAAAAAAUAGGUAGAAGUAAACCAAGAAUGCAACUGAGUGGACAGAAAAUCAUAAAAAAGAGACUAUUUUCUCCAAAAAUUUUAACAAAAGAAGAGUACGACGAAUUUCAAAAAUACAGUUCUAUGACGAAGGAAGAGCGAGAUGCGGCUCUUAAAUCGGAGGAAGAAGAGAGGCAAAGACUUAUGAAAGAGAGUAUGGAGAGAAAAGAGGAAUUUCGUAGAAUAGAUCAAGGAAGGCCUCGAGAAAAGUGCCCGCAAUUGGCCGAAAUAGAAGAGGAAGCUAGGAAAAGAGCGAAACAUGUGCUUGAAAGAGCAGAGAAGAUGAAGCUCGAACAGGAGGAAGAAAUCCAAAAGUGCAAUAGGAUCAUUUUAGAGACUAAAUGUCGUGCUAUCAGAGACGCUCAGAUAGCAGAAAAAAAACUAAUGGAACUCGAGUUGGAGGAGGAAGAGAAACGUUUAAAUGAUAUGAUGGAAAAUGAAAGAAGAUGGGCGAUUAAAGAAGAAAUUAAAAAAGAGCAGGACAAAGCAGUAAAAAGACAAAAAUUUGCUAAUAGUCUAAUCGAUCAAAUAAAAGAAAACGAGGAAAACAGGAUAUUAGCGUUUGAAAGGAAGCAAGAGGAAAGUCGAUUAAUUAAUUUAAACAAUAUCAAUUGGCAACAGGAAGAAAUUACAAAAUUACGAAAUAAAGAAUCCGAAAACGCAUUAAUUCGACAACAGCUCGCUGAAGGGAACGAGCAAUUAAAACACUUUAAGGCCAUGGAAAAGCAGCAAAAUAAACUCAUUGAUCUUAGGAUACAAGAGUACCAACGAUAUAAGGAAGAAAGGGAAGCAAAGCUGGCGGAAGAACGAAGAUUGGAAAAAUUAGAAAAAGAAAAGGCUAAAAGAACUGUUGCAAUACAGACAUUGCAAGCAAGGGGUCAACAAGAGCGGAUCGAUGAAUUGAAUGCUGCGCGAAUUCAAGAAGAAGUAGAGAGACAAUGGAGACAAAAAGAAAAGGAAGAAGCUCUUAAAAAAGCGCAAGCCCAAAAGUUACUUAUAGAAGAAAGAGAAAAACAAAUAAACAACAAACGAAUAAUGGAAGCAAUUGAACUAGAACGAGAAAGACGUGAAUUUGAAAAAAUUGUACGUGUUCAGAAGGAAGCUUUCUGUCGAGAACAAAAAGAACUUGAAAAGAAACAGCGACAAGCAUUAAUUCAUAGGAGCGAAAUACUAAAACAGGUUUGUUUUCACGGCUGGAUUAUAGAUUUUUUAAUUUAUUAUCUUUCUUCUAGUACUAUGACUAAAUUAUUUUAUAUCUAUCAUCUUCAUCAGGUAAAUGAGAAAGAAAGAGAACGCAUCGAAGCAAGACAAAAGAUGUUCGAGGAAGGUUUAGCAAUACGUACAGAAGCCGCGAUACGUAAGAAAAAGCUGCGUGAUGCAAUGGAAAGAAAAUGUGAAGAAAUGAGAAGAAACAGAGUGCCUGAAAUAUACAUCAAUGAAGUAAAACGAAUGAUCAGCAAUAUACAAUAA
Messenger RNA from Bombus pyrosoma, 3435 nucleotides. RefSeq names its product cilia- and flagella-associated protein 45-like. Lineage: Eukaryota; Metazoa; Arthropoda; Insecta; Hymenoptera; Apidae. The record is from RefSeq and is a predicted model, not a curated record. The transcript is spliced from 8 exons. The coding region runs from base 1732 to 3435 and encodes 567 amino acids.